Messenger RNA from Acanthosepion pharaonis, 456 nucleotides. The record is from the annotation of a GenBank genome assembly. Lineage: Eukaryota; Metazoa; Mollusca; Cephalopoda; Sepiida; Sepiidae.
AUGACGACAACAUCUCGUGUUGCUAACGCUUCUUCUUUUUUUUCUUCUUUCGAGGGGUAUCUAAGCGUAUGUGACGAAAGCAAUCGUAAUUCCGGCAGUAAACAACGCGCUUCAAGCACUGAGUCACAACAUAUAAAUAACGGCUUUCUCUAUCUAUCUAUCUAUCUAUCUAUCUAUCUCUCUUUCUAUAUCUUUCUUUUUUCCCUCUCCCUAUUCCUUUCUGUUAAUUUCUCUCUUUCUCUCUUUUUUCUUGCCCUCUUUCUUUUUGUCUUCCUUCAUAGAUUUUUUUAUUUUCCUUUAAUCCCUUUCUUACUCUUCCCUCGUUCCUUUCUUCCUUCCUUCCUUCUUUCCUUCAUUUCAUUCUUUCUUACACGCUUUAUCUUUUAUCUCUUUUCAUUAUCUUUGUCUCUAUCGUUUGGGUUAUUCACAAACCAACAAUGCAGUUUUGCUCGUUGA